Grus americana (Whooping crane) is the source of this 8161-nucleotide messenger RNA. It is a transcript of the gene PACS2, whose product is annotated as phosphofurin acidic cluster sorting protein 2. The record is from RefSeq and is a predicted model, not a curated record. The transcript is spliced from 25 exons. Lineage: Eukaryota; Metazoa; Chordata; Aves; Gruiformes; Gruidae. Gene Ontology annotation, biological process: protein localization to plasma membrane. Gene Ontology annotation, molecular function: transmembrane transporter binding. Bases 332 to 2785 code for a protein of 817 amino acids.
CGGCAGCCAUGGCGGCGGCGGCGGAACGGAGCCGCCUCAGCUUCCCGGGCGGUACCGGGGCCCUGGGGCGGCCCGUGCCUAUGAACCUCUUCGCUACCUGGGAGAUCGAUGGUUCCAGCCCUAGCUGCGUCCCCAGCAAGCGAGCGAAAAAGGAACAGAGUCAUCGGGCUGACCUCGCAGGAAUGUAAAGCUUCGCAAGCUUUACAAACCCCCCAAAUCCCUCUGUCUUCUGCGCCAUCCAGAUAGCAGGUUGUGCAGCUUGACAUUAAAGAAACUGGUAGUCUUAAAGGAAUUGGAUAAGGAGCUUAUUUCUGGGGUCAUUGCUGUCAAAAUGCAGGGCUCCAAGCGCAUCCUGCGGUCUCACGAGAUUGUAUUGCCCCCGAGUGGACAUGUGGAGACGGAGCUUGCGCUGACCUUCUCGCUGCAGUACCCUCACUUCUUGAAGAGAGAAGGCAACAAGCUUCAGAUCAUGCUGCAGCGGCGGAAGCGGUACAAGAACCGAACCAUUUUAGGCUACAAGACUCUGGCUGUGGGGUCUAUCAACAUGGCUGAGGUCAUGCAGCACCCAACAGAAGGUGGCCAAGUUCUGAGCCUUUUCAGCAACAUCAAAGAGGCUGCAGUGAAGGUAGCAGAAAUCUGGAUCUUCUCCUUGUCAAGUCAGCCAAUUGACCAUGAAGACAGCACUAUGCAGGCCAGCCAGAAAAUCAAGUCUACAGACAACUAUUCCGAGGAAGAGUACGAGAGCUUCUCUUCUGAGCAGGAGGCCAGUGAUGAUGCCGUACAGGGCCAGGAUUUGGAUGAUGAUGAGUACGAGCUGGGGAAGCCCAAGAAGCAGCGGAGAUCGAUAGUAAGAACGACGUCCAUAACCAGGCAACAAAACUUCAAACAGAAGGUUGUGGCGUUGCUGAAGAGGUUUAAAGUGUCUGACGAGGUUCUGGAUUCAGAGCAGGACCCGGCGGAGCACGUUCCAGAGGUGGAGGAGGACUUGGACCUUCUGUAUGACACGCUGGAUAUAGAGAACCCCAGUGACAGUGGGCCAGAAAUGGAGGACGAUGACAGUGUCUUGAGCACUCCAAAGCCAAAGUUAAAACCUUAUUUUGAAGGACUGUCACACUCCAGCUCUCAGACAGAAAUUGGUAGCAUCCACAGCAUCAGGAGCCAGAGAGAGCCAUCAAGUCCUCAGGUGGAAGUGCCUGAAAAGACAAAGAGUCUUGGAACCAAACAUGCAGGCGACAGUAUUUCUGAUACUGUCUCUUAUGAGUCUAACCAGCAAGCCGAGGUCCAGGAAGCUGAACUUCCUACACCAGAUGUGUUUGUUGAGAAGCUCCCACCCAGUGGGAAGAUCACUAAGACCGAGUCCCUCAUUAUCCCGUCCACCAGCAGGUCUGAAGGGAAGCAGACGGGACGUCGGGGAAGGAGCACAUCUCUGAAGGAGAGGCAGCCAGUGAGGCCGCAGAACGAGAGAGCGAACAGUCUGGACAAUGAACGCUCUCCAGACACCCGGCACCACUUACAGAUCCCCAGGAAAACGGUGUAUGACCAACUAAAUCACAUCCUGGUUUCCGAUGACCAGCUGCCAGAAAACAUUAUUCUUGUCAAUACUUCCGACUGGCAAGGCCAGUACCUAUCAGAUGUCUUGCAAAAGCAUACCUUGCCAGUGGUCUGCACAUGCUCCUCAGCUGAUAUUCAGGCAGCUUUCAGCACUAUUGUCUCCAGGAUACAGAGAUACUGUAACUGCAAUUCGCAGCCUCCAAACCCAAUUAAAAUUGCAGUGGCCGGAGCCCAGAAUUACCUCAGUGCUGUAUUGAGGCUCUUUGUAGAGCAGCUGUCUCACAAAACCCCAGACUGGCUCGGCUACAUGAGAUUUUUGAUCAUCCCUCUAGGCUCUCAUCCAGUGGCCAAGUAUCUGGGGUCUGUAGAUUAUAGAUACAACAACUUCUUCCAAGAUCUAGCCUGGAGAGAUCUAUUCAACAAACUUGAAGCACAGACCACUGUUCCAGAAACACCUGACGUUGUCUCCCGGAUAACGCAGUAUAUAGCAGGGGCAAACUGUGCACACCAGUUGCCCAUUGCUGAAGCAAUGCUGACGUACAAGCAGAAAAGCCCUGAUGAAGAAUCUUCGCAGAAGUUCAUUCCUUUUGUCGGGGUGGUGAAGGUUGGAAUAGUGGAACAAUCUUCUGCAACAUCAGGUGAUUCUGAUGACGCAGCUCCCUCAAGCUCCAGUGUCCUUUCUUCUACCCCACCUUCUGUGUCUCCUGCUGUGAAAGAAGCCUCCCCCACACCACCUUCCUCACCGUCUGUCACAGGCAGCUUUUCGUCCUCAAGCCAGAGCCUUGGUGCUGAGUUGAUGGGCCUGCAGGUGGAUUACUGGAUUGCAGUUCCACCCAUGGACAGAAAGAGAGACCCAGAGAAGAAGGACCCCUCCACUACCAAAAACACACUGAAAUGCACUUUCCGGUCCCUCCAGGUCAGCAGGUUACCUGCCAGCGGUGAGAUUGCCACCACUCCAACGAUGUCCAUGACUGUCGUGACAAAAGAGAAGAACAAGAAAGUGAUGUUUUUGCCCAAGAAAACGAAAGACAAGGAGGUUGAGUCAAAGAGCCAGUGUAUUGAAGGAAUCAGCAGGUUGAUUUGCACAGCGAAACAUCAGCAGAACAUGCUGCGCGUCCUGAUCGAUGGGGUAGAGUGGAACGACGUCAAGUUCUUUCAGCUGGCAGCACAGUGGUCCUCUCAUGUCAAGCACUUUCCCAUCUGCAUAUUUGGACACUCCAAAUCUAACUUCUAGCCAUGCUCGGCGGAGGGACCUUCUGCCCGUCCCGGGGACUGCACACCAGGAGCCAGGAAUUGCGUGCCAACUCUGACUCGCGUCGCUCUGCCCUCUCCUGCAGAAUUAAUUACAGAUGUGCUUGGAUUACUUUUGAAUUACUUUUUUCUAUUAACUCUUAAGUUUACUACAAGGGAAGGAAACCCCUUUAAACAAAGGCAAAAAAACCCAGUCUUAAAUAUAGAUGUGCUGACAACAUGAAGUCGUGGGGGAGUUGGCAGGAGCAGGCAACCUGCCCAAGAACACCUACCACUUACAAGCAGAUAGCUGAAUAACUGCACUGCUUAUUAACCUGAGACCUCAUUGGUGUGAGUGGGCUGGGGGAGCCGUGGAUCAGCUCGAACGGAUUUUGUGGAAGAUCAUGCGCGUUACGGUGCGUUUGGCCCCCUCCCUCUGUAUUUCUAGGGGAAAAAAAAAAAAAAAAGAUGGCCAGUCUUUCUUCCUGCUGCCAAAGGACGAGAGAUCAGCGAGUGUGGAGGGAGUUCAACUGUCCAGUUUGAAAAAACAAACCACUUGCAUAGCUAGGGAGGUCUGGAGAGGAGAUCCCCUUCAGACUGUGGAGUCUGCCAUGGGGACGUGUUUGUGCUGAAGCAAUGUCUGAGGAGGGUUGGGCAGGAACAGGAAUUAGGGAAACACUAGGUGUAAGGAAACUCCAGUGUCCCAGGUCUGUGACAAUGACCAAACCGAGCCAGUCACAAUGUCCCCGCAGCUGGCUGCGCUGCUGAGGGAUGCCGUGUCAGUGGGGUCGCUGCUAUUUACAUACUCACACCGAUUAUUUACCUGUCAAUAAAACCUUGUCCAGCCUCUAAAGGGAAAGGAUUUUUUAACAGCUGCAGAUUUUUUUUUAAUGCUUUCUAAAAAAGAAAAAUAAAAAAAAGAGGGGGGGGGGAAAUUAAGUUGCCAAAAAAACCCCCAACAAACCAGGAAGAUGAGCCGUUGUCUGUGAAGUGAUACAUCACUGUAGUGGCUGGACUGGGAGCCAGCCAGGCGCUCUGCAUGUCCAGCUGCCUUCCCGUCCAUCUGUCAAACCGCACACGUGAGGUGGCGUGGGCUGCUUUAUCUGCUACCUUUGUCCUGCUCUGACCGCACUGUGCUCCCCAGAGCCUCGUGCACGACCCCAGGCUGGGUGCAGACCGCCUGGCUUCAGGGCCACCACAGGAGUGCAUUUUUGCUGUGCCCUUAAACCACCCAGGUCCUCUCCUCAUAGAGACUGAGAGACUGUAACAAAAACCGAAGGGUGCUGGGGGGUAGGCAGCUUCCUGUGGGCUGCUCUGUGGUUGUCAGUUGUCCUUACCUUCUGCUUCCUGAGUAUUCCUCCCCACGGGCAUCUCCCUGUGGAUUGCACCCCUUCCCCAGCAGGAUAUGCUUUUGCCCUGGCACAGCAUUGCCUGUGGGCAGAGGCUUUGCUAGGGCUUUCAGUCCCAAGGUGCAGUGGAAGCUGUAGCUGGGAUGUGAGAGAGGAUGAAGCCAGCCAAGGUUCUCUGUCCACCACGGGCAGCAAUAUGUCCUGUGAGAUGGAGGAGUGAGAUUUUUGGGUGUCUCACACUGUUGGCUUGGCUCUGGCUGCGCUUGUGUUCACUUUGUACACCUUGCUGCUGCAGGGAUGCUUGGGCUGCUGGGACAAGGGGAUGCACUUAGGAGGAGAACGGCGUGAGAAGCUGCAAGUCUGGGUGGCCCUGGGUGCUGCAGAUGCGGCCUUUUGCUCUCCAGGCUUCCUGAGGUGUGCCUGGGAGGGGCUGGGAGCAGGUGGCAGAUGGGGUUUGGGGAGCAGCGUGUGCUUGCCAUGUGGAAGAACAGACAACUCUGGCAUUUUAGAGUAUUGAGUAUAUAAGGUGUAAGUUGUUGAUGAGGUCCUUUUGGGUCCCACCCUUGUGGGCAGGCCAGGCUCUGUGAGCAUUUCCAGAAGGCACUUUCUGAGGGCAGUGAUGCUUUUGAACUUUUUUUGUUUGUUUUGGUCCGAUCCCUUACCCUUGGGUUUCUAAAGGCUUGGGGAACAUGCUUUGCCCGGCUUGGUGGGCCCUGCUCUGCACAGGGACUGCCCGGGUUGUUUUGGGCAGGGCAGUGGUGGUGUGAUCUGUUAGGCCUUCUGCUGACGGGAACGAGGGGUUAUUAGGCGAGAGCGUGGUCCCUGCUGGAUCUAGUGCCUGUCGCAGCUAACGGGCUGCUUCACCGACUCUGAUUCCAUUAAACCCUUUCCCAGCGCAAGUGCAACCUGCUUGGCUAAGGACUGGGUAUUCCCUUCAAACCACGCAGGGGAGGAGGACGUGGUCCCACGCCCAGUGGCACGCUGCUGGUGGGCAGGACGUAUUGUCUAGCUGCAAUACUCUGUUUCUUCCCGCAGUCCCGCGGGCAGGUCUGCCUGCCGUCUGCUAGCUCUGGGCUGUGGCGGAAGCUCAGCUCUAGUUUGAAUGUCAUCGUGUCCAUCAGUUUGUGCGUUUUUGGUUGACCUGAGCUGAUGCUCUGGGACUGUAUAGCGUUGCCUAGCAGAGGUAGCGUGGGAGAUGGUGUAUAAGCACAUCACUUCUUUUUCUUUAUUGAGGCUGUUGCAUCAAAAAAAAAAAAAAAAGCUUUUUAAAGGAAAUUAGUCAGUGUGUGAUUUCUUUGAGUCUCACGCUGGUGUGACAAGGGUGAUGGGGUUCCAGCACUGGGAGCCGCACGCAGCCUGGGCAGCUCUCAGUGCUGGAGCGUGUUAGCGCUGCAGAGGGGGGUGGACUCACCGACUGCAAUAACUUUGUUUACUGGGGGGGCGAGGGGAGAACCAUCACUGUGCUCCUCUUUGUAUUUCAACCUACUGUAAAGAAACAAAUGGUAGCUAGGACAGGAUUUCCAGGGUCCUGCCUAUCAAAUGUGUGUUGCCCUACUCUACUGUGUGUGUGUGUGUGUGUGUGUGUGUACGUGUGAGAGAACCACUUCUGCUCGUUGCAUUUCAUGUUGGUUUGUGUUUUGUUCUAACUUUAUACAAGUGAAUUCACCGGGAAACUCUCUGUAUGCCUGAGGGCUUCUCAGGGUUUCUCCUCUGUGGAAAGCUGCUGUUGCUCUGGAAUGCCUCUUCUGUGCAAGGAAGCAUCCCAGCUUCUUGGCCUUGUCCUCCCGGAGUCCAGCAGCGGCAGGCUGGGCCUGCCCACGGGCAGCUGUGCACCCGGGGGUGGCUGUGGUGUUUCCCAGCCUUGGAGGCAAGGGCUGGCAUGUGAGUUUGGUGGUGCUACUCUGGUCUCAGGGUGUUGUGCCUCUGUUGUUUUGCGUGGAGCCACUUUGUGCAGCUGUUUCUGUCCCUGACUGGAGGAGAAACAGGUUUCUGUCUCUAAGGUAAAUGAGUGUCAAAGCAUGCAUGUGGCUAAGGUCAUUUUGGGAAGGGGUUUUGCACCUGGUGACCUGUACGAGUCGCUGAUCUUGGGUCUCCCACCCUCCCGGCUUCCCCAGCAGUUUCCUGGGGAACCCUCCCACAAGCAAGCCCCUCCGGCUGGAGGGAUCCCUGCUGCGGGGCCAGGGAGAGAUGCCGAGGCAGCAAUGGGUCCGUGCCUGCGCAGCUGCGCCAGCCUGGCGCGGGGUUAGGGGACUGCGUGUGAGUCAGUGAGUGCAGAAGGAUGGCUCAGAGCAGAGACAGCACUGUUCUGCGUGUGGCUCUUGAGAGUUUUGGUGAGGAAGGUGCAACUCGAAUGAAGAAACACAGUGGCGUUAUCUUGCUUGCCUCUGUUAGAUGGGGCUCGCUUCGGAGCCAUGCAGUCUGACAGCGAAGGCAGGGGCUGGAGCAGGCAGCAUCUGAGCUGAUCUCUGGCCAGGAGGCGCGUUGGAGGCGGUGUCCCCUGGUCUCCCUGUCCCUUUGUGUCCCAUAGCUCGUCCCUGCUUCUCAGAGCAGCUGGUUUCUUUUCCAGCUGCUCUUGGGUAAAGGGCCCCCACCUCGCUCAGAGGUGAGGUGUUGGGAACAGGCUCGUCGCUGCGCUGGGCUGUGCGAUGCUGACCUAGUUUGACAGCCCUGGCGAGCAGAUGAAAGAUGGAAGGUUUUUGUGGUGUCGUGUUGCACCUUGAGUGCUUCCCGGUCCUCAGGGUUGAGUUUCUCAGAGACAAAGGAUUGGGCUCGGCCCUGCCAGCAUUCAAUCAGCUGCUGGCUCUCCUGCGGUGACCUCGUGGGCAUCUUGGGCGGCUGUUUUAGCUCAGCUCUGCAGUUUCCAUCCAGUUCAAUUGUCACCAGUUACAUCUCAGCAGUAACUGCAGAGGAGUCCUUAAUUACACAUGAGUUUGGGGAGAGCCACUGUCUCCUUGGCUGUCUUUUGCUGCUUUAAUUAGCAUGCGCUUGUGGCUUUAUCCUGCAGAGAGGGCAGGGGUAGGUGGCUGGGAGGUUUCUGGGGCUGGAGGAGAUGUGCUCGUUCGCUUUCCAUCAUCAAACUUGGCCGAGAACCACGCUGCCCCGUGCUUAAGCUGCAAUUGCAGCAAAGGCCCCGUCGCAUUUCUCACCAGCAGCAUGUGUAAGAGGGAGCACUGGAGAGCCGGGGUGGUGGGCAUCGCGCCUGGCACCUCCAAGUUUAAGAAGAAAAUCCUGAUGAGAGGCAGCAGAGCCGGUGGCCUUCUGCUGCUGCUUGAUGUGUCGAGGGAUGGGGAAGGCUGGGAUUAGGGCAGUCCCGCCCUGCAGCGGUAAAGGGUUGGGGGCCCUGGAGCUUUCUUGAAGCUAGGCUGGAUGCAGGGUCUGUGUCCCCUUUGUUCAGGGGGUCUCAGUCUCCAUGGAGAGCUGUGUGGUGGCAUUCAGUGUGACACUUCCUCUGGGCGUAUCUGGCAGGAGAAGGCCAGAAAUGAGUGUCAGCAUCUCCCAGAGGUUUCCUGGAGCCUCUUCAGCGAGGUUCUCAUGGGAGAUGCUUCUGGCAGGGCCGGCUCCGGGAAGGUCACUUAGCUGCUUCGGCACAGACUAGGGGAGAAGGGGACGUGCCAACUUGGAAAGCAGCAGGUCACUGGUUUCCUUAAGGAAGCGCACCAGUAUAGGGCCACAUCCAGUCAGCUGCUGCUUUGCGCCUUGGCCGGAGGGUUGCCAGAGCAUCGCCUGCCUGUGUGUGUAGGUGCUGUGGCCGCAGGGAAGCGCCUUGCGAGCAAGGGUACUGGGGCUGCGUGCCGCCAGCCUCGUCCAGACCGUGGCGUACAAGGGGACGUUACCACUUUGUAGAUUCCCGAGUUGUCCAUCUGUUUCAUUGUUGUAUUGUUUGGGUUCUAGGUUGUUUUUGGUUGUUUUUUUUUUUUAUGAAGACAGAUUAAAUGUAAAUAGCCUUUUUUUGGAACAAACUGCAACGUGCUCGACCUCGUCAACUAUUUUAUGGUACUAAUGCAACACUAAUAAAACUGGACAUGAAAGCA